GUAGUUUGCUAGUUAGUAGGUAGUAGUAGACAUGGCUACACCACCUGCCCCUACUCCUGUACUGGAGUGGCCGGACUACAACACCACGCCGACUGGAGGUGACCCACUGACUACCGAUCUCAACGCUCCGUAUGACAAAGGCGACCUAUGCUGGAUGCUAGUCAGCACAGUACUGCAAAUCACCCCAGCAAUCGGCUUCCUGUACGCGGGCAUGCACCGCCGCAAAGCCGCCAUGACGAUGAUUUUCCAGUCCCUCUUCUGCGCCUGCGCAGCCGGAAUCCAGUUCUGGGUCUAUGGCUACUCGCUGUACCAAUCGCACACUUCGGGUCCGUUUAUCGGCGACCUGUCCAAAGCAGGCCUGCAUACUGUGCUCGGGUACCCCUCGCUGGCCAAUGCCGACAUCCCGGAUAUCCUGUAUGCGUGCUUUGGGUUCACGUUUGUUACGGCUACGGCGAUGAUUCUGGCGGGAGCGAUGCUGGAGCGCGGCCGCUUGGGGCCGUCGAUGAUCUUCUUGCUGUGCUGGACGACGUUUGUCUACUAUAUCCUUGCGUAUGCAGAGUGGAAUCCUAGUGGCUGGUUGUAUCAGCUGGGUGUGCUGGAUUUUGCGGGUUCGGGUCCUGUCCAUAUUGCGUCGGGUUUUGCUGCGCUCGCGUGGGCCAUUAUGCUGGGCCCGCGUGUGGAUCCCCAUAAGGAGUCGCUGCACGCGCGCAUGCCACAUUUCAGGCCGCAUAGCCCGUUUUUGAUUGGGCUGGGCACGGUUUUUAUUUGGUUUGGGUGGUUUGCGUUUAAUGGUGCUUCGACGGCAAAUCUGUCUAUCCGAUCCAUCUACAUUGUCUGCAACACCAAUCUCGCUGCUUCUGGCGGCGGCCUCGCCUGGGUCGCACUGGAAUACCUUUUCACGCGUAAAUUCUCCAUCAUUGGAUUCUGCUCCGGCAUCAUCGCGGGUCUCGUCGGCAUCACACCAGCCUGCGGUUUCGUUCCUAUUGAAACCGCCGCGUUAGUCGGUGCACUCACAUCUUGCUCCUCCUUCUUCACAGUCAAGUACAAGCAUCUUCUCCGCGUAGACGAGGGUCUCGAUAUCUUCGCUAUCCACGGUAUGGGCGGCUUCGUCGGUGACAUCCUUACCGGCUUCUUCGCCUCGAAAUCCGUGCCUGCGCUCGAUGGCGUAAGCAACGCCUACGAAGGCGGCUGGUGGAACCAAAACUGGAAGCAAAUGGGAUACCAGCUCGCUGCCGCAACUACCUGCGCAGCAUGGUCUUUUGUCAUUUCCAUCAUUUUGCUCUUCAUUAUCAAUAAGAUUCCUCGGUGCCACAUCAGGGCUACCGAGGAAGAGGAGCUGCGAGGUCUUGAUUACAAGUAUUUUAGCGAUGUGGAGGAGGAUUUAGUGGUGCUGAAUGGGUAUGGUGCUGCGAGGUUGGGGACGUCGACUUUGGGCAUGGUGAGUGGCUCAGGGAGUCAUCAGGAUGUUCCUGUUGAUGCUGGGAAGCUGGAUUGAAGAGUAGAUAAGACCAUAUUUAAUUCAUGCUACAGAAA
Bipolaris maydis ATCC 48331 is the source of this 1533-nucleotide messenger RNA. The record is from RefSeq and is a predicted model, not a curated record. Lineage: Eukaryota; Fungi; Ascomycota; Dothideomycetes; Pleosporales; Pleosporaceae.